CAGUUGGUUAUUUUUCUAAGAACAGUAUUUUAUUUAACCAAUACUUAGUUUUCAUUACAUAUGUUUACUAGUAAGAAUAUUGUGAUAUGUUUGACUGUGUUGUUUAUUUACAACUGAGUUUGAAAAAGUCAACUGCAGCUGUACUAAAAUGGAAAUAGACGAAGAGAUUAAAUCCGGUUGUUUAUUGUUUCCACCCGCGGGGGGAAACGUUUUCAGUAAAUUCCCCAAAAAGAAAAACUGGCAGCAGAAGUACUGCAUCCUUUACAAUGCAAGUAAACAAGGAAUUGAAAGACUUGAGAUUUUCGACCAUAAGGAUGAUGCUACAUCGGCUUCUUCCUCUAUUCCUAAGAUUAUCACACUUGAGAAUUGUAUUAAAAUUACACAUUCUAGUCCCAAUACUAUAACAAUACUUACUAAGUCACACACACAACAAAUAAGUGGACAAUCAGAAGCUGAAACUCUUGAAUGGGUGAAGGCUCUUCAGUCUGUUGCAUUCAAAGGCAGGGAUUCCAAUCCUAUUAGUUGUGAUGAAGACAAUGACUUAUAUUGCUCUUCUGGAGAAGGGGUGUUUUCUGUUAAAAUGUGUGCAUCUGAUGCUUCUGCAAAAUGUGGAUUUGAGUCUAUAAGAUACUUACUGGUAUUGACAGCUACAGCGAUAGAGCUAAGAGAUGUCAAUGAUAACAAACUGUAUGCCACAUGGCCUUAUAGAUAUAUCAGAAGAUAUGGGUACAGACAGGGCAAGUUUACAUUUGAAGCAGGAAGGAAAUGUGAUACAGGUGAAGGUAUUUUUCACCUGGAACACCCAAACCAGUCUGAAAUAUUCAAAUGUCUGUCUUUAAAAAUGAAGACUAUGAAGCAAAUGAUUGGUAAUGACAAUUUAAAUAGUCCCGAACACAGUGAAUUUAACAUACAAUCCAGUGCUAACAUGUUCCCAGGCUCAAGAAGUCCCUUAGUGGCAGCAAGACCUGAUGAUUUGAAUUUAAGUUCUCUUUCAUUCAAAACAACAUCAGUUUCAAGUCAACAAAGUUCUUGUUCAGAUAGAGAUACAGCUCCCUUACUGAUGCCUAAGCCAACUCUCAAACCGAAACCACAAAAACCACCUCGUAAAAUGAUUAAUGUCCACAAGGGACUCAAUAAAGACUUGCCAAGUUCAACAGAUGAGAGUAUCGAUUUUGGAAGGUACAAAAAGCUUGAUAAUUAUGAGCCUAUUGAUCAAAUCAGCAGGGAGGGUAGUCCACCAUCAGUGCCAUAUGACAAAGUUGAAGUACGCUGUGAAGCUUGGAAGACUCUAGGAAUAGAUGAUCCUGAUCACACAGAAUUCACCCCUAACUUAGGGGACAAUCCUAAAUGUAUGAAACUAAUAUCUAGAUCCCAAGAUAAUUUAAACAUUACUGGUCCAGAUUCAUCUAGAAUAAUAUUGCUUCCAAGUCCAGUAGUUGACCCAGAAGAUGAAAAUUAUGAUAGACUACAGUACUUUGGGUCUACAAGUAAAUUGAAUAAGUCAUCACGUUAUAAAAAAAUUGAAGCUCGACCUACAACUUUAGCUUUGAGUGAACAGAAGACAAAGGAUACUUGGAAUGAUUAUGAUGAAGUAGAAAAUGUGAUGCAAACAGCCAGAUUGGCUGACGACUCCCAUUUGGGUUAUGGAAUGAUAAGAAAACCAAACACUCCAGGACCACAGGUUCCAACAGCAGCUCAAGCUCAAGUUUUGCAGAAUCAAGUUGGUUUGGAAGAAGUUAAUCACAACAGUUGUAAUGGAACUGAUUAUGCUAUAGUUAGCCGUCCAAAAAGAGUGUAAUAUUUGGUUUGAAGAAACAAAAUUAAGACUGAAUGAAAGUUACAAGCUCCAAUAUGUUUAAACUCGGUGGAAUGUAAGGUAAUUUUUAAAGUCAAUGAAUUUUAAAUAGAAUUUAAAACUGCAACCCUGAUUCCGUAAAUUGGUAGCUCUUACAAAGGAAUUAACUUUGGCUUAGUUGUUUAUAUACACCAACUGGGCAAGAAUGUAAUUUAAUUUAGUCCGUAAUGAAAAUAUAAUAUUCAAGACCAUUUAGUUUUAUAUAAGACUGCAAUUCAUUUCCAUUUUACUUAUUAGGUGAUUAUAAGGGUUCUAGAUGUAUAUUGACGCACAAGUAUUUUAUUCUUAAGUAAUAAUCUUAGUGUGAUCAUAUUGUGCCUUAUUCAUUUUUAGAUGGUUUCAAAGUUUACCAUGCACCCUGUGCCAAUUUAUGAAAUCUUAGUAGAGCUAUGGUGCUCAGUAAGAUAAAGUAUAUAUAAGAAUUUACUGGAAGAUUGCUUUAUGAUUAAAACAUAGUUUUUAGCAUCAGAUUUUUAAAAAUAUACUGUUGUACUUGCUCAUUAGAAUAUUGGAAAAUUUGCAAUAGUUACAAGCCAUAGUUAAUUAUUUUUAUAAAUAUGUAUUCAUUCAUAUUAAAGUAUUUUAGUUGUUAUAA
Molecule: messenger RNA, 2450 nt
Organism: Diatraea saccharalis (sugarcane borer)
Lineage: Eukaryota; Metazoa; Arthropoda; Insecta; Lepidoptera; Crambidae
Source: the annotation of a GenBank genome assembly